AUGACAAUUUUGAUGACACAAUUUCCUUUAUCGUAGGAUUGCUAAAAUUAGCAUUGUUAUUAUUUUAAUAUUUUAGUUAAAUUGAAUUGGAAAUUCGAAAAUCUUAAAGUUCAAACCAAGUUUGAUUUUGAGGCAAUGAUUUCCUACCUUGAUUACAAAUCGCCUCUAACCUAAAUAUAUACAAAAUUGUUUCAGGAACAAAGAAUCUUGAAUAAUUGUCCUGAUGAUGAAUAGGAAAGCCCUAAAGAUUCCUGUAACUCCAUUAAUGAAGACCUUAUUAUUAAUAAACAGAGCAAAAAAGAAAUAUGA
Molecule: messenger RNA, 309 nt
Organism: Paramecium tetraurelia
Lineage: Eukaryota; Ciliophora; Oligohymenophorea; Peniculida; Parameciidae
Exons: 2
Source: RefSeq, a predicted model, not a curated record